Molecule: messenger RNA, 3042 nt
Organism: Penicillium olsonii
Lineage: Eukaryota; Fungi; Ascomycota; Eurotiomycetes; Eurotiales; Aspergillaceae
Source: the annotation of a GenBank genome assembly
AUGUCUACCCAAUCCCAUGGCCAUUCCGCGACGUCUCGUGCGUUCCCCGCCUACAACCCCGUUGCCGCAGUCGCAGCUCCUGCGGGGACCUUGCUUCCGGGCACCAAGAUCCAGGUUGGCAGCCACCGCGUGGUGGUUGAGAAGUAUCUCUCGGAAGGUGGUUUUGCUCACGUGUAUGUGGUGCGAUUGCCCCAGCCUGUCAAUGGCUCUGAGACCGCUGUCCUCAAGCGGGUCGCCGUCCCCGACAAGGCGGCUCUGGCCAACAUGCGCACCGAGGUGGAAACCAUGAAGAAACUCAAGGGUCACCGACAUAUUGUGAAGUACAUUGAUUCGCAUGCCUCCCAGCUGCGCGGAGGGGGGUAUGAGGUGUUCCUGGUCAUGGAGUAUUGCGCCGGUGGUGGGCUUAUUGACUUCAUGAACACCCGGCUUCAACAUCGCUUGACGGAGCCGGAGAUCGUCAAGAUCUUCUCCGACGUUGCUGAGGGUGUUGCGUGUAUGCAUUAUCUUAAGCCCCCGCUUCUUCACCGCGAUCUCAAGGUCGAGAAUGUCUUGAUAUCUGGCAAGGGGGCCUCCGCCACCUACAAACUGUGUGAUUUCGGGUCAUCAGCACCACCUCGCCCCGCGGCCACGUCUGCCGCGGAGGGCAGACUAAUUGAGGAUGAUGUGCAGCGACAUACAACACUGCAAUACCGCAGUCCGGAGAUGAUUGAUGUUUAUCGGAAGCAACCCAUUGACGAGAAGAGCGAUAUCUGGGCACUUGGUGUUUUCUUGUACAAGCUCUGCUACUACACAACACCCUUUGAAGAGGUAGGCCAGAUGGCCAUCUUGAACGCGACCUUCAAGUACCCCUCUUACCCCUCAUUUUCCAGUCGAUUGAAAUUGCUUAUUGGCUCGAUGCUGAAAGAAGACCCGCGAAAUCGCCCCAAUAUAUAUGAAGUCGUGCGCGAAGUGUGCAAAAUGCAAGGGAAGGACGUUCCCAUUAAAGACAUAUAUUCCAACCGCUCUCAUUCCGAAGCGCGCAAAUAUCAAGAACUGCCUCCCACGCCCACAGAAGCUCCCGCACCCGGCGCAAAGUUCUCGCCACCAGUGCAAGAAACAGAGAUCAUCCCGGAAAUCGCGCCCAUGCGCCGUGGUCGACCAGGGAAGUCUCAAGCUUCUGAGCUUGGCUCUUCUCGGCCAAGCCCUUCACCGUUCAAAGGUGGCGCUGGCGGUUCCUCGAAUGAUCCAUUCGCCGCUUUAGAUGGUGAUAGCUCUCGAAAGAAAGCUGCGGAGGAGGCUGCCAGACGGUUCCCUUCGCUGGAUCAAUUUGAUAUACUUCACGAAAAGGGUGACAAGUUCGAGUUCGAGCGAACAGUCGAGGCUAAAGCCGACGACGAAGACCUUUCGCAAAGGCUCACCAACGCCUUGGCCGAUGAUGCCUUUGCCCGACGUGCCUCGCCCGAACGUGCGCCGAAUCCAGUAUACAAGAGACCUUCACAAGCUUCUCCAGUGCGAGCACCCGUUUCCCGAGAAGCCACUCGACAGGCCACCCCUCUAUACCAGCCGACUCCGCAGCGACCUACAAUGGUAUCGACAGGAACCAUGACCUCACCCGCCCCGACGCCUCGGUUGCCUGAGCCCCAGAUAUCCAAUCGCCCAAUCUAUCGGUUCCCCUCAGACAAGGAACAACGAUCAUCUAGUGAGCCUUGGACAGCCGAUGAGGAACAGAGAGUGGCUAGGUCUCAACGCGCACGUUCACCUCCUGUAUCCAACCUGAAGCCAGAAGGAGGCCCACGUUCGUCCGCCGAGCGGCUCUCUACUCACUCCAGCUCCGCUCGUCCCUCAAUGGAAACCUUGAGACGGCCGUCAACCCUAGAGGUGGCUGAUCACACUACCCGUUCCAAAUCCGCUAUUGGCAAAGGUCGACCUCUGUCGGUACAAUCGGGAGCGAGAUACGAUAUCCCUCGUGAUUCCGAGAGCCCCCGUUCCUCGUUGGAUAUGUCUCGGAUGCAGUAUGAGGGCGGAGCUCCUUUGCGCUCAGUUCGCACGGAAUUGGAACGUGAGGAUCGCGCGAACAUCUCGUCAGACAUGGAUUACCUGCGAGCAAUGGAAGAAGAGGAGAGCAACCGCAAGCGCGAGAAGCGCUCCAGUGGCAGCCACAAGCACAACAAACGUGGUAGUCUGUCUACUUUGUCGCUCUCCGGGGGUAAGAACCUAUUUGCUGGACGAUUUGGCGAUGCAUUCCGCCGAUUUGAGGCUGGGAAUCAGGAUAAGCCAUCCACGCCGUCAGCGGAAGAGGCGCCUCAGCAGGCGCUUAUUGGGGUGUCCGAUUCAGGUGACGACUCAAACUCCCCCAAGGAUGAAAUUGCGCUUGAAGAUGCGGACCGCGACGACAUUUCCCCUGAGAUGCGUCGGGAGCUAGAGCGUCGUCGACUCUCCCAGGAGGAGAAACGGGUGGCCAAUGCCGCAGCUGAAUACCGGCGCCGUGUUGCCGAAAAGGGCGAUGGAGGCGGUAGAGCACCAGGCGAUGGUCCUCGUUCCCGAACCAUCCAAAACAAGAUGCAGUCGCUGUUUGCCGAUUCCGAAAAGCCCGCCGUCCCCAAGACUGCCACUGGGUACGGUCGAUUCACAGAGACUUCCUCUCCUUUGCAGGCAAAGCAGAGUGAGGCGGCUUCUCAACCCGUUGCUGAAGUGCCAACUUCUCGAACUCCUGGUCCCAUCUACAGUGCUCGUGAGAGCACAAUGACUCCUCCAGACCGCCGAGACGGUGCCAGUGCUCCCGCAGGGCUUCAACAAUCCGCCUCGACUGGCUAUCAAUCCACCCAACGCUCUGCUGCUCGCCCAGCUGCGCCUCCGAAGCCUAAGAAUUUGCGAGUCGGUGGCGAGACCUCGCGACCCGGCACUGGCAAUGACAAUCGUUCGCCUUCCCAAGCAACCCCACAAAGCCCCGGGGAGGACUGGGAGGCCAACUUCAGCAAGCGAUUCCCAAGCCUGUCCGGAAUAGAGAUGGAGACCGAGAUUGAGAUCUCGAAGUUCUCAAGUUUGAGAACACGGGAAGUGUAA